Rosa rugosa (rugosa rose) is the source of this 990-nucleotide messenger RNA. Its product is annotated as ethylene-response factor C3-like. Bases 106 to 810 code for a protein of 234 amino acids. Lineage: Eukaryota; Viridiplantae; Streptophyta; Magnoliopsida; Rosales; Rosaceae. Gene Ontology annotation, biological process: regulation of DNA-templated transcription; ethylene-activated signaling pathway. The transcript has a single exon. The record is from RefSeq and is a predicted model, not a curated record. Gene Ontology annotation, molecular function: DNA binding; DNA-binding transcription factor activity.
UCAAACGAUCAUUUCCAUAAGACAUACCAAACCAGGCCACACCACUCACAAGCCAGCAACUUCGAAUUACCAGAGAAGAACAAGUUCAUCUGUUCAAGUUUCUAGAUGGACUCUUCGGAGUUCUCUUUUGAGUCUUGUUCUUCCUUCAGCUCUCUGGGUUCUGAUCUUUCCUGGGACAUGUUCAAUUUUGAUCACAGUUACAAUCAAGUACAAGUACCCGCUCAGCUACCAUUCAACGAAAACGACUCUGAAGAAAUGGUUCUUUACGGAGUUCUUGCUCAGGCUGGUGCCGGAGACUCCUCCGACGCAACCAGUACUGCUCAUCAUUCUAAAGAUCAUGAAGAGGUGAACUCCAACGCCGCCGUGGAAUACGAGGAGCCUGUGAAGGACGAGAUAGCAUAUAGAGGGGUCCGCCGGCGGCCAUGGGGGAAGUACGCGGCGGAGAUAAGGGAUUCAACCCGAAAUGGGGUGCGGGUUUGGUUGGGAACUUUUGACACGGCGGAGGAUGCAGCUCUAGCUUACGACCAAGCAGCAUUUGCAAUGCGGGGGACUCUGGCGGUACUUAAUUUUCCGGCUGACGUUGUUUACCAGUCGCUCGUCGACAUGCAGUACGGGUUCGAAGAGGGCUCAUCUCCGGUUUUGGCCUUGAAGAAAAGGCACUCCAUCAAGAGGAAGUCAUCGAUGAACAAAAAGAAGAAGGACGUUCAGAAGUGUGAUGAUGAUGUUGAGGAGUUGAGGUUGGAAAAUGUGGUGGUUUUUGAGGAUCUUGGUGCUGACUAUUUGGAAGAGCUUCUCAGUAUAUCUUCUUAAAUAUCUGAACUGCUCCAUCCACUUUUGGACCUUGUUUUUCUAUUUUCUUUUCUAUUUUUGGGUACGUUUACGAGGGCCACUAGUUUUGCUUUUCAUAGAUAUUCAUCGAUCUCUCUUUUGUAAUUGUCUGUAAAUUAUUAUCAAGACAAGGAUUGAUUAAGCUUUAUCAAUAAUAUGAGU